This is a messenger RNA of Triplophysa rosa, 2036 nucleotides long. It is a transcript of the gene tmc5, whose product is annotated as transmembrane channel like 5. Gene Ontology annotation, molecular function: mechanosensitive monoatomic ion channel activity. Gene Ontology annotation, cellular component: plasma membrane. The record is from RefSeq and is a predicted model, not a curated record. NCBI's taxonomy places the organism in Eukaryota, Metazoa, Chordata, Actinopteri, Cypriniformes, Nemacheilidae. The coding region runs from base 1 to 2013 and encodes 670 amino acids. The transcript is spliced from 17 exons.
AUGAGAAGAAUGAGUGUGUUCCCCUCGGGAACAUCUCUAGGAAACCUGGGACUGACAGCAAACGUACUCCAACAGGAAGAUGAAAACAAUACAUCUGAACUGGUAUCGGAGCUGGCAAAUCUGUCAGACAGGGCAAGAAUUCAAGCCAUACGGUCAUUGCCUAUGUCAUACGAUGAAAGGCGAAGAAUCAGGAGCAGAGCGAUCUCUGUCAAAACUUCAAAGAACAUCUUUAAUAUAGAUUGUAGUCAGCAGGUGUCUCGGUCGUUUCGUAGAUUUGGUGCCAGCGUGGCAUCAGCCAGACAGUGGUUGGUUGUGUGGCAUGGGACUCUAAAGGAGAUAGGAGGCAGGUUUGGUACUUCUGUCCUCUCUUACUUUUUGUUCCUUAAAUGGCUCCUGAAAUUCAACGUCUUCUCGCUGAUCAUCAAUUUCUGCUUCAUCACGAUCCCCCAAAUCGUGCACGCACCCAACAUCAGCAAUGUUACUGGGUUCAGGGGUCUUGAGCUUCUCACCGGAGUGGGUUAUUUUAACCAGACCGUGCUGUUCUAUGGAGGCUAUAAUGGUGAAGUGAUUGUAUCCAAGCCACCCUAUAACAUGCAGUUGGCUUAUUUCUUCACCAUAGCUGCGUAUCUAGUACUGUGUGGGGUGUCUCUUAUUUAUAGCAUGUCCAGGUCCUUUCAGAAGAACUUUGUGUUGGAGUCAGGACCCGUCUCUGGAGGAGCGUGGCGUCUGCUGUGCAGCUGGGAUUUCAGUGUCGUCAAUGAGAAAGCCAUACAGAACAACAAGAACAACCUCGGCACUCAGCUGAAGGAGUCUUUAUCGGAAAGGUUACAAAUGAAACACACAAUGUCAAUGUCAGAGCGGAUGAAGUAUCUGUCUCUCCACGUUCUGGCCUGGCUUCUCUCUUUAGGACUAGCUGUUGGCUCAUGUGCAGGCAUCUACUUCCUAGGAAUAGAUCAGCUGGAGACCUCCAGCCUGAAUCACAAUCCGAAUGAUUUAACAGCAGAGGCAUCCACUCUUCUUCUGCCGGUGGUGGUGUCCCUCAUCAACCUGAUAGUGCCUCUCCUCUACUCCCUCAUUAGCAUAAUGGAGCGUUACUCUAACCCUCGGGCAAAGAUCUACAUCAGCAUCACAAGAAACGUUGUUUUGAAGAUGUCUAUUUUGGGAAUUCUUUGCUAUUACUGGCUGAAUUCUGUGCCUGAGAACAUGGUGUGUUGGGAGUCUUUUGUGGGGCAGAGUGUGUAUCGACUGCUGAUAAUUGACUUCAUUUUCUGCCUAUUUGGCACUUUUUUUGGCGAGUUUCUACGCAAUGUAAUUGGAACCACAUGCGCCCCGAGUCUUGGCGUCCCAGAGUUUGACAUUGCUAGGAAUGUACUCGAUUUAAUCUAUGCCCAGACGCUGGCUUGGAUUGGUAUUUACUUCUCCCCCCUACUUCCUGUAAUGCAAGUCAUCAAAUUGUUGAUCAUUUUUUACAUGAAAAAGGUCAGUCUGAGUAUGAACUGUCAGCCGCCCAAACACACGGGCAGAGCCGCUCAGAUGCAGACGGUCUUCAUCGCUUUACUUUUCUUCCCCUCGUUUGUGGGGGCGCUGUCCAUGGUAGCAUACACAGUGUGGAGUCUGAAGCCCUCCAAAUACUGUGGACCCUUCCAGGGCCUUCAAACCCCCUUCCACACCAUCCUCAGCUGGACCGUUUAUAUUCAGAACCUUCCAGGAACUUAUUGGGUCUGGUGGAUAUUUGAAAACGUGCUGAGGAACGAACUCUUCUACUAUUUGGUUACUCUCAUCAUCUUAGUCAUCACUUAUUUUCUCUGGCAAAUCACUCAGGGACGGAAAGAGCUCAUCAGGACUCUACGACAGCAGAUUGUGAAUGAAGGGAAGGACAAAGCCUUUCUCUUAAAUCAACUACAGAAUACACAGAAGCAGAGAAGGCAAAUGGCAUCUUUCAGAUAUCAGGAAUUUGACCAGACACUACAUUUCAACCCAAACUGGAUUAAUACUCUCCCCUUGGAUAUGUGAAAGGAUGUUCUUUAUGCUUUUAU